GCUGCAGCACAGAUCAGUGUGAAUGGAGCAGCACGCACGCUCCACACCAUGAGUGACUCUUCGCCUCCUUGCUUAUGGUUCAAAUGGAUCGCCUUCUUGUCCGUGUAGUUCGAAUAUGGCGGGGCACAGGACAGUGAAAUGAUUAACACGACCGGCUUGGCACUCCUAGGAGCCGGCAGACCGGAGAAGUUACCGGCGGACCGAGCUUUGACGGGCUGCCUCUUGGCGCUGCUCAUCAUUUGGACGCUCUUGGGCAACUUCACGGUUUGCGCAGCUGUUUACCGCUACCGACACCUGCGCGCAAAAGUUACCAACAUCUUCAUCGUGUCUCUGGCUCUGUCGGACCUCCUGGUUGGCGUGCUGGUGAUGCCGUGGAAAGCUGUGGCUGAAGUUGCCGGUUUCUGGCCGUUUGGAGAAUUCUGUAAGACCUGGCUGGCCUGCGACAUCAUGUGCUCCACGGCCUCCAUCCUCAACCUGUGCGUCAUUAGCGUGGACCGGUACUGGGCCAUCUCUAGUCCGUUCCGCUACGAGAGGAAUAUGAACAAGAAGGUGGCCUCUGUAAUGAUCGGGGUGACCUGGACAGUCUCCGUGGUUAUAUCCUUCGUUCCUGUGCAGCUCAACUGGCACCGGGCGGAGCUCGGUGAUGCGCUUCACGGUAAGUCUUCUGACGGGAGCUGUGACUCAAGUCUGAGUCGUACGUACGCCAUCUCCUCCUCUCUCAUCAGCUUCUACAUCCCCGUGGCCAUAAUGAUUGUCACAUACACGCGUAUUUAUCAGAUAGCCCAGAUGCAGAUCCGGAUGAUUUCCUCCCUGGAGCGUGCGGCGGAGCGCGCGCAGAGUCGCCGCUCGGAGGUACUUGAACAAUUCCCUCACAUGUGCAUGGAAAUAGACGCCAACUCGUAUCAGUCUCAUAUCCGUCUACAUGCAGAUUCUCAGCGCUCUAGUCAGACACACCGGGAGCUCAGAGUGUCCAUCAGGAAAGAGACGAAAGUCCUCAAAACUUUGAGCAUCAUCAUGGGUGUUUUUGUCUGCUGCUGGUUGCCCUUUUUUGUUCUGAACUGCGCGCUGCCAUUCUGUCCCGGACCAGAGACCCCGGGGGCACAGAGAGGCCCUUACUGUGUCAGUGAAAAAACCUUCGACGUCUUUGUGUGGAUCGGUUGGAGCAAUUCGUCUCUCAACCCGAUCAUCUAUGCGUUGAACGCGGACUUCAGAGACGCCUUCCUGCGCCUGUUGCGUUGCCGCGGACGAGGCUGUUGCGCAGCGAUGAGCGCAGCGGUGGAGACGGCGAUGGCAAGCAACGAGGCCGGGCAGCUGAAGCACGAGAGCCCGCUGACCGCGAAGGUGAGCGUCUCCUGUGCCCUGCAAGCCAGAGGGAGUGAUGACAGCGGGAACACAAUGGUGACUGUGCUUUAUCACAGAGGGACCAACUCGGAGCAGGUGACUGACACUGAGGAGAGUAAAGACAAAGACAGAUUGACGCAGAUACCGAUAUGAGUGACUAUUUAUUUCAAGCCCGUGUGUGUGUGGGGUCAGGUGCAUUAGGCCUACAAACAUGCAAAAGAAAAGCUCAUUCAAACAGGCAUCUGCAGAAAUAGAAGCACUGGAGCAAGGUGGAUUCACCUCUCAUUUCAAACAUGUGAACAAACGAAAGGCUACAUUAAGAGAAAGAUAUUUAAAUAAAAACAAAGUGAUACCCAUAAUCCAUUUUACCAGGCAUAUGAAAAAAACAUUAAGCCAUUUUUUUCCUUUACAGAACAUCAGUGGUGGUAAGACAGAUCACUAGACUAUUUAUUUAUUUUUACUUGUAAAAUUGUGAAGCUGUAAUAAUUACUGUACUUUGUUCUCAGGGAUAUUAACCCCAGAUGGACUACAAUUCUUUUGGGGGGCUUGCAAAAUGUAAUGUGAAAUCUACCUCUUCAUUUCAU
Messenger RNA from Labrus bergylta (ballan wrasse), 1925 nucleotides. RefSeq names its product D(1) dopamine receptor-like. NCBI's taxonomy places the organism in Eukaryota, Metazoa, Chordata, Actinopteri, Labriformes, Labridae. The record is from RefSeq and is a predicted model, not a curated record. Gene Ontology annotation, biological process: G protein-coupled dopamine receptor signaling pathway; adenylate cyclase-activating adrenergic receptor signaling pathway. Gene Ontology annotation, molecular function: dopamine neurotransmitter receptor activity, coupled via Gs; G protein-coupled receptor activity. Gene Ontology annotation, cellular component: plasma membrane.